AGAGCUGUGUCAGACAAGCCUAGCAACCCGGCAGCCAUGGCGUCUUAUUUUGAUGAGCACGACUGCGAGCCGUUGAACCCUGAUCGCGAGGCCCGCAACAAUAUGUUGCUGGAGCUCGCGAGGAGAGUGCGCGGGGCUUGGAGCUGGGCCCCGGGCAGCAGAUCACUCUUUAAUAGGAUGGACUUUGAGGACUUGGGACUGGUAGACUGGGAACACCACCUGCCUCCACCAGCUGCCAAGGCCGUGGUAGAGAGCCUCCCCAGAACGGUCAUCGGUAGCGCCAAGGCUGAGCUCAAGUGCCCUGUGUGCCUUUUGGAAUUUGAGGAGGAGGAGACUGUCAUUGAGAUGCCCUGCCAUCACCUCUUCCAUUCCAACUGCAUUCUGCCCUGGCUAAGUAAGACAAAUUCCUGCCCCCUGUGCCGCCAUGAGCUGCCCACUGAUGAUGAUAGUUACGAAGAGCACAAGAAAGACAAGGCUCGGCGGCAGCAGCAGCAGCACCGCCUGGAGAACCUCCAUGGAGCCAUGUACACGUGAGGCACCAUCAGGGCUGUGAGCUCGGCCUCUGUGACAUCUAUGCCCUUUUGCACUUAGAGUCUUCAUUAAAGGUUUCUUUACCCA
Molecule: messenger RNA, 618 nt
Organism: Microtus oregoni (creeping vole)
Lineage: Eukaryota; Metazoa; Chordata; Mammalia; Rodentia; Cricetidae
Gene: Rnf181
Product: ring finger protein 181
Exons: 5
Coding region: 37-534 (165 amino acids)
Biological process (GO): protein ubiquitination
Cellular component (GO): cytoplasm
Molecular function (GO): ubiquitin protein ligase activity
Source: RefSeq, a predicted model, not a curated record